ACAUCGCCGACGGACCGGCGCACGUACAUGUCCGCCAGGUCGUCCUCUGUGCUGCUUGUCGCUAGCUAACGUCCACUUGAGCCCUAACGGCGUCGUUUCAAACCACCGUAAUUUAAAUAUAAUUUAAACGAUGACGUCCAGAGGGACGGCGAGCCGCUUCCUGAAAAGUGUCCUUCAGAACGGCGUCGGUCGGUACGUCUGCCAGCUGAAGCGAGUCUCCAUCCGCUUCUCUAAGAAGGGCCAGAGCUCUCUGGGAGUCCGGGAGUUCAUCGAGGAGGGAGUGGUGGAUUACGCCAAGAGCAACCCUUCAACCGUGGUGUACGUGUCUCCUGAGUCGUGCCGGGUACCCAAAAUAGUCGCAGAAUACUUAAACGGCAACGUGAGGGAGGAAAUCGUCACAGGCAAAACGUCCCCGCAGAUUUCCGAGCUGUUGACCAAGCUGACCGAUCAGUCCGGCCUGGACAUCAUCCGCAUCCGCAAGCCCUUCCACACCGACAGCCCCAGCAUCCAGGGCCAGUGGCACCCGUUCACCAACCGCCCCCCCUCCAUCGGCCCCAUCGGGCCACGGUAGCGGCACGCCGAGUGAGGACCACAGCUAUGAGCUAUUUGUCAUAGUUAAUUGCUGAAUAUUAUUGCGAGACGUCCUUCUUUGGAGCCGUUCAAGUGCACCAUCUCAACAAAAUCGCAGGUCAAGUACCGUUUGCAGUCGGAUGAUUCCGCAGAAGACUCCAACUAACAGCUGAAUAAUUUCCACUGGGCUUUUUAGUCUGUUGGUGGCAGCGAAGCCUCUGUAUCUGUGCAGAAAAGUGCAAACAUCACCAGCUCUGAAUGUUGAAUAGACUUUGCAUGAAUCCACGAGAGGCUUGCCUGCUGGCACAUAAAAAAACGGCAAGAUAACUGUUUAAUGUCAAGGUUAUUUAAAGAUUCAUUGUGGAAACGUGCAGCAUGGAGCAGAUUUUAUGAAAUAAAUGUUAUUGUGAGAAUGCUG
This is a messenger RNA of Gasterosteus aculeatus aculeatus (three-spined stickleback), 988 nucleotides long. RefSeq names its product mitochondrial ribosomal protein L43 (gene mrpl43). Lineage: Eukaryota; Metazoa; Chordata; Actinopteri; Perciformes; Gasterosteidae. Gene Ontology annotation, biological process: mitochondrial translation. Gene Ontology annotation, molecular function: structural constituent of ribosome. The record is from RefSeq and is a predicted model, not a curated record. Gene Ontology annotation, cellular component: mitochondrial large ribosomal subunit.